UUAGAAAACACUAGAAGCAUAUAGGAACAAAAGAAUCAAAAUUUUCUUCUUCGUAUUAUUUAUUUGAAUAUGACCUCAAAAGUCAAAGGCUUUCCAAGAACAUUCACUAUAAAAGAAAAGAAGGCUCCUUCUGUUUAACACACAUCUCAAUUCUCACAGACCGUCCCGUUUCGAAUCUAUCAAUGGCAGAAGCAACAAAGAGGUAUGCGGUUGUUACUGGAGCAAACAAAGGUAUAGGAUUGGAAACUGUAAGGCAGUUGGCCUCAAAUGGGUUCACCGUAGUCUUAACUGCCCGAGAUGAGAAGAGGGGUCUUGAAGCUGUUGAGAAACUCAAAGAGUCUGGCCUCUCAGGUCAAGUGGUUUUUCAUCAACUUGAUGUGGUUGACCCUGCUACUGUUGCUUCUUUGGCAGACUUCAUCAAAACCCAGUUUGGGAAACUCGAUAUCUUGGUGAACAAUGCAGGGGUUGGUGGAAGCAUAGUAGAUGGUGAUGCUUUUAAAGCUUCUGUAGCCUCCGGUGCCACGGAAAGAGGAGGAGUUGAUUUUAGUAAACUAGUGACUGAAACUUAUGAGUUAACAGAAGAAUGCUUGCAAAUAAACUAUUAUGGUGCUAAAAGAACAGCUGAAGCACUUAUCCCACUCCUCCAGUUAUCUGACUCACCGAAAAUUGUUAAUGUUUCUUCUGUCAUGGGGAUGUUAAACAACAUACCAAGCGAUUGGGCUAGAGGAGUUUUUACUGAUGCCGAAAACCUAACAGAAGAGAGAGUAGAUGAGGUACUGACUGAGCUUCUAAAAGAUUUCAAGGAGGGUUCACUUGAAAGUAAGGGCUGGCCUUCUUCUAUGCCUGCCUAUAUAGUCUCAAAAGCAGCACUGAACGCAUAUACAAGGAUUCUAGCAAAGAAGUACCCCACUUUUCGUAUCAAUUCAGUCUGCCCUGGCUUUGUCAAAACAGAUAUAAACUACAAUGUCGGUGUCCUACCUGUCGAAGAAGGGGCUGCAAGGGUUAUGAAGUUAGCAUUGCUGCCCAAUGAUGGGCCUUCUGGUUCCUUCUUUGUUCAGUAUGAAGUGUCAGAUCUUUGGUAUGCAGUUGUUACUGGGGCAAACAAAGGCAUAGGAUUGGAAACUGUGAGGCAAUUGGCCUCAAAUGGAUUCACUGUAGUCUUAACUGCCAGAGAUGAGAAAAGGGGUCUUGAAGCUGCUGAGAAACUCAAAGAGUCUGGCCUCUCAGGUCAAGUGGUUUUUCAUCAACUUGAUGUGGCUGACCCUGCUACUGUUGCUUCCUUGGCAGAGUUCAUCAAAACCCAGUUUGGGAAACUCGAUAUCUUGUUGUGGGAGAUUUUACUUUCAAGUCUAACUAUAAGAUAUGAACCCUCUGUACAAUUUACAAGUACCCUAGAAAGAUCAGUGGCUGGAGUUAAGGGAUUUGGCAAUGCCUUGAUGGUUGGUAGUGAGACAGUGGUUUCUGCACAGGUGAACAAUGCAGGGAUUGGUGGAGCCAUAGGAGAUGCUGAUGCCUUUACAGCUUUAGUGAAGUCUUUCGACAUGGGGAGAGGAGAAAUUGGUAGUAAACUAAUGACUGAAACUUAUGAGUUAACAGAAGAAUGCUUGCAAAUAAACUAUUAUGGUGCUAAAAGAACAGCUGAAGCACUUAUCCCACUCCUCCAGUUAUCUGACUCACCGAGAAUUGUUAACGUUUCGUCUUUCCUGGGGAAGUUAAUGCAUAUACCAAGCGAUUGGGCUAGAGGAGUUUUUACUGAUGCUGAAAACCUAACAGAAGAGAGAGUAGAUGAGGUACUGACCGAGCUUCUAAAAGAUUUCAAGGAGGGUUCACUUGAAAGUAAGGGCUGGCCUUCUCCUUCGUCUGCCUAUGUAGUCUCGAAAGCUGCACUGAACGCAUAUACAAGGAUUCUAGCAAAGAAGUACCCCACUUUUCGUAUCAAUUCGUUAUGCCCUGGCUUUGUCAAAACAGAUAUAAACUACAAUGCCGGUGUCCUACCUGUCAAAGAUGGGGCUGCAAGGGUUAUGAAGUUAGCAUUGCUGCCCAAUGAUGGCCCUUCUGGCUCCUUCUUUGUUCACUAUGAAGUAUUCCGGCGGCUAGAGUGGCUAACGGAGGCAGAGACCGGGUGGGAUGAGAAGAGGAGGAGGUGGCAGUUCGAACAAGACUGGUCUCGAGGCCGGUUGUUGACGAUGGCGACGGCAGUGGCUCUUGGAAGCCACGGCUGUGCAGAAAACAGAAGUUUUGCCACUGAGCUUGUUUUGCUCGUAACUUCUUCGUUACAACUCCAAAUCGAGUCCACCACAUGUCUACGGACUGACCUCACCGUGCUCUACGCAACGUCUCAUUUCUCACAGACCGUCCCAUAUCGAAUCAUCAAUAUGGCAGAAGCACCAAAGAGGUAUGCAGUUGUUACUGGGGCAAACAAAGGCAUAGGAUUGGAAACUGUGAGGCAAUUGGCCUCAAAUGGAUUCACUGUAGUCUUAACUGCCAGAGAUGAGAAAAGGGGUCUUGAAGCUGCUGAGAAACUCAAAGAGUCUGGCCUCUCAGGUCAAGUGGUUUUUCAUCAACUUGAUGUGGCUAACCCUGCUACUGUUGCUUCCUUGGCAGAGUUCAUCAAAACCCAGUUUGGGAAACUCGAUAUCUUGGUGAACAAUGCAGGGAUUGGUGGAGCCAUAGGAGAUGCUGAUGGCUAUAUAGCUUUAGUAAAGUCUUUGGAAAUGGGGAGAGGAGAAGUUGGUAGUAAACUAUGGACUGAAACUUAUGAGUUAACAGAAGAAUGCUUGCAAAUAAACUAUUAUGGUGCUAAAAGAACAGCUGAAGCACUUAUCCCACUUCUCCAGUUAUCUGACUCACCGAGAAUUGUUAAUGUUUCGUCUUUCCUGGGGAAGUUAAUGCAUAUACCAAGCCAUUGUGCUAAAGGAGUUUUUACAGAUGCCGAAAACCUAACAGAAGAAAGAAUAGAUGAUGUACUGAGUGAGCUUCUAAAAGACUUCAAGGAGGGUUCACUUGAAAGUAAGGGCUGGCCUUCUUCUUUGUCUGCCUAUGUAGUCUCAAAAGCUGCACUGAACGCAUAUACAAGGAUUCUAGCAAAGAAGUACCCCACUUUUCGUAUCAAUUCGUUAUGCCCUGGCUCUGUCAAAACAGAUAUAACCUACAAUGCCGGUUUCCUACCUGUCGAAGAAGGGGCUGCAAGGGUUAUGAAGUUAGCAUUGCUGCCCAAUGAUGGCCCUUCUGGCUCCUUCUUUGUUCAGUAUGAAGUGUCAGAUUUUUAAUUGAAGAUGAUCCAUUUAUGCAAAUUAAUUACAUGUCAUUUAUUUGGCAGGAUCUUGAACUUUUAAUGUAACAAAGUAUAUUUGGACCCACAACAGAUCCUUUUUAAGUUCUUUCUACAUUCAACAUGACUCGAGGAUGUCAUAGAUUCAAUAGUCCUGUAUGAUUGCAUCUCUAAUACAUUGCUUGUUUACAUUUCUACU
Messenger RNA from Prunus persica (peach), 3470 nucleotides. RefSeq lists its product as uncharacterized. The record is from RefSeq and is a predicted model, not a curated record. The transcript is spliced from 14 exons. Bases 183 to 3269 code for a protein of 1028 amino acids. Gene Ontology annotation, molecular function: oxidoreductase activity, acting on the CH-OH group of donors, NAD or NADP as acceptor. Gene Ontology annotation, cellular component: membrane. NCBI's taxonomy places the organism in Eukaryota, Viridiplantae, Streptophyta, Magnoliopsida, Rosales, Rosaceae.